Diaporthe amygdali is the source of this 1497-nucleotide messenger RNA. RefSeq lists its product as uncharacterized. NCBI's taxonomy places the organism in Eukaryota, Fungi, Ascomycota, Sordariomycetes, Diaporthales, Diaporthaceae. Bases 1 to 1497 code for a protein of 498 amino acids. The record is from RefSeq and is a predicted model, not a curated record. The transcript has 3 exons.
AUGCUCCUGAGCUCCAACACAACGAUUCCUUUCCUUACGAGCAGUACCCGUCGAAGGCGUUAUGCCACUGAAGACGACUGGCGGCGCCAUAGGGACAGGAUGUCCUCCCUGUAUCGGAUCAAACGGCUGAAAGAUGUGAUCGCCAUCAUGGAGAACCAAUACCAAUUCUUUGCGACAGAACGAAUGUAUAAGGCUAGAUUCAAGGAAUGGGGCCUGAAAAAGAACGUCACCACAACUGAAGUCCACAAACUGAUGGAGAAGGUAGAAGAGGAGCGGCAGCGCAGGAGAAACCUGCCAGCUUCUGGUGAAAGGGCUGCCAACGAGAGAGUUGUGUUGGACGUAGGUGAAGACCUGGAUGUAAAACGUAUCCAGAAGUAUAUGAAGCCGCCAUUUUGGGAAGCAUCUAUCCAAGACGAGAUGAUGCUGGACUUUGUGCUUAAGAUUCGCGUCGCGCACAUCCUCCUCGACGAUGGGUUGACAAGUGAAGGCAUGCAGGCGGUCAAUACGUGCCUUGACUCGGUGGCUUUCUGCAUCCAGGAAGCCCAGAUUACAAGCCCCAUGGACACAAGACCGGCAACCUCGGUGAUCCUGUGGGCCCUGUCAGCAGCGUUGGACAUAAUAAGCGACUUCGAGAACAUCAAGCAGCUGAUCAUGCAUAUGCUUUUCCAACGGAUAGCAGCAUCUUGCGCGGGAUACCAGCCUACAAUGGCAGAAUUGGCGAGGCAAGUAUCCCACAUUGAAGUCUACGGACAGGUCGUGAUGUUGAGGCAUGCACGAUAUUCAAUUUCUCGUGCGCUGCUUGCUGGCCAUACCGAAUGCCAGCCAGCGUUCGAAACAUAUGCAAGAACAGUGGACAUUUCUGAGAGCUUGCUGUCGCCAGGGGAUAAAGUUCGGGCGCUUUGCACUCUGGCAAAAGACUCGACGGUCCACGGUUCGCCAUUUCUAGACGCGUGGAUGGAGACGCGCAUCGCUCUGUCAGUGUCUGACGCAUCGUCACCUGAUAGGGAGUCUUUCGGGUCCCAUGGCACAAGCAUGUCUCCGUCGCAGCACACCAGGGGAAACAACAAGGUUGCUGCGGUACUGGGGUUGAUCGCAGGGAAUAUUGAGUGGCAUCGGGCUGUAGGCAACUGGAAACUGGUUCAACAACUGGAAAGGCGUUCCGAGUCGAUAGCCCAGACUGCGAGGGGGUACAUCGGGGAGGCGACACGAGAAUCCAAGGAGGAGCUCGAGUUCCCGAAGCCCCCUGAACAGGUGGCGAGAGUCCUGACGCUGAUGGAGCCCAGCAUGUCCCAUAUGACGCUUCCUGAGGUAACAUUCAAGAUGAGCCACCUAAUGGGUGAGAUCCCAGGCUGGGGACAGCAGCAGCAGCAGCAAGUCCAGGUCGCGCCGCAUUAUGAGUCACUCUCAGAUUCUGGAUGGAUCGCAGCGGAAACGAGCCGAUGGCAGGUAGAUGCCAGCUUUGGAAGCGAUUAUGGGAUGUAUAGUAAUGCAUGUUGA